Molecule: messenger RNA, 912 nt
Organism: Epithele typhae
Lineage: Eukaryota; Fungi; Basidiomycota; Agaricomycetes; Polyporales; Epitheliaceae
Exons: 3
Coding region: 1-912 (303 amino acids)
Source: RefSeq, a predicted model, not a curated record
AUGAUCAUCAAGUUCCCCAGCUCCGAGCCCAUGACCGACACCAAGCUCUCCUACAAUGGCUUCCCCGACGCGCGCGCCCAGUCUUCUGGCCACCUGUCCCAUCCGCGAGAAACCGUGCUCUACCCGCCUCCUCCAGACGCGCCCCCGUCCUACUCCCUCAGCCCCACGUCAUACCCCACAUACACCUACGUUAGAUCCUCUUCCUCGGCUCCCCCGCCAACACCACCCCCGCAACACUCCUUCGCCCGCCCACGCAAUCCCGCGAUGCCCUGUGGCCCAUUUGAGCCGCUCACCGUGCUUUGCUCCGGUCCCGCGCUCGCCGCCGGCUUCCCCGCGUACCUCCCCCCCAGCACGACGGUGCCGCACCCGUUCGGGACGCACGACAUCGCGGAGGAAGACUGGGCGGGCUUCCUCGCGGACGUCGCGCGCGCGGGCAGCAGCGUCGACGAGCGGUGGCUCCGCGCCGCGUUCGCCCCGAAGUACCCCGAGCACGAAGCCCUGGGCGGGAGGGGGCGCGACGGCGGGUCGCUGAUCGGACAGCUCGCAGAGCUCGCGACGCCCAAGGGCAAGAAGCGGGGCACGACCAAUCCGGUCAACGACGUCGUCGGGCAGUGGAACUCCAACUUCUUCCACCACCGCAACAUCGAUGCCGCGAUCGUCUUGGACGGGCCUCCACCUGCCCCCCAGGCGUACGGCCAAGAAGACUACCAUGAACGCAGGCGGAGAGGCCGCCGACGCCAGGGGCUCAUCGGCGGACUCAUCAGCGCCGCGGUGGAGGCCGCUACCCAGAGCUCUGCGCCACCGUCCCAGGAGCACUGGGUGCUGGUGCUGCGCUACUGGCAGCCUGGCAUGGGCUAUUUGCAGCAACAGCAAGGAUAUGCUGGUGGCGGCGGGUUCGCGCGGGCGUAUUGA